UCGAUAUCGAAAAUGGCAACAUCGUUUUAUAAAAACAGCUGGAAAUUGGUUGUUUUGAGCAGAUUCGACUUUGACGUUUUUUUGUGAUUACCUAUCUCAAUAAAUAAAAAUACCGUGCAUAGAACGGAUAGAACGUAGAUGGGAUUAUAUAAAUAUCCUAAUAUUAACUAAGUUAUACAGUGAUGUUACCAACGAGUAUUUAGAUACUGUUGUUGACUAUUAUAUGUCCAAAAAAUCUGUACGAUUUUCUAUACAUCCAUUAAGUGCAAAGCCGGUGUAAAAUGGGGGGAGCUGUGAGUUCGGGACGCAAUAAUGACGAUCUUAUUGAUAAUCUACUUGAAGCAGAUUAUAUUAAAUCAGCACAAAUAGAACGAGUAUUCAGGGCAGUAGAUAGAGCCGAAUACUUUCUACCGGAGUUCAGAGGAAAUGCUUACAAGGAUUUGGCAUGGAAAAGUGGAAAUCUACACCUGUCAGCACCCUGCAUCUAUUCAGAGGUCAUGGAAGGGCUUUGCCUAGCUCCAGGACUGUCCUUUCUGAACUUAGGCUCUGGAACAGGGUAUCUCAGCACCAUGGUCGGACUAAUCCUGGGAACAAACGGGGUAAAUCACGGGAUUGAGCUUCAUGAAGAUGUCAUUUUGUAUGCCAACAGGAAACUGGAGGAUUUUAAGAGGUAUUCGGGUGCUUUAGAUGAGUAUGAUUUUUGCGAACCGAAAUUUAGGCAAGGGAAUUGUUUGAGUCUUACUAGUGAGUGUACUGCACUGUAUGAUAGGAUUUAUUGUGGUGCAGGGUGUCCAGAACAGUACAAAGAUUACAUGAAGAGUUUGAUUAAAGUUGGAGGUGUCUUAGUUAUGCCUAUUAAUGACCAACUUUUUCAAAUAAAAAGAACAACUAAAGCAGAAUGGAAAGCAAAAUCGCUACUACCCGUCUCGUUUGCCUCACUUAUUUUACCUCCAGAAGACUUUCAGGACUUUGUCCAUCCAAUUGAAAUUGAACCACUGUCCCUGCAAGUGUUAUGCAGAGCAGUGGUACGGAAUAUACUGAGAAGAAAUAUAGAAAUUGACCAUCCCCCAGCAAAGAGGGUGAAGUUCAGGGCUCCAUCCAAAGAGCCCAAAAGAAAAAGAGUGUUGAAGAGGCUUGUUGUGCCGUUGUUUGAUGAUGAUGAGAGUUCAGAUGAGGACAGACACGUUAGAAUUGGGGGUGACAGAAAUCACAAUGCAGGUCGUGCAAGUUUUAGAAGCGACGAUGGCGGAAUAUUUAGUUUCUUUUUAGGAAUGGGGGGUAGGAGAUCAAGUGGAGAUAGAGAAAGUUCUUCAAGUUCAAGCAGAAGAAAUAGAGAGUCUAGAACUAACCAAGAAUCUAUGGAGGUUGAUAGUAAUAUAGCUGAAGAAAGCUCAAAUCAUAGCACUGCUGAGGCACCGACUUCUCAAGAGGUCAGAGCCGUUAUUGAACACCACCCCGAUCCGCAAAACCGCAACGAAGCCAACCAGGGUCGUCCGGAAGGGGAACAGUCUCUGGACACUAUAAAUGACAUCAGUGACGUGCUUGUGGAAUGUCUCGAAGUGCUCAGAAGGGAGAGGGCAAGUUUGGAACGGCAAAGGGAUGAUUUGGUCGAGGAAAUGGCCAGUCAGGAUAACCAGGAGAACGAGAACGAGGAGAAUGCACAGAGAGAGGUGGAGGGAGGUCAGAAUGAAAUGCAGAACAAAGAUGAGGCUAUGGGCUCCAACAACCCAUCGACCAGCGCAGCUCCGUCAAAGUCCAACGGAAAAAGAGAAAAAUUUGACAGCGGUCUGGGCGACGAAAUUAUCGAAGCCAGAGAUUCUUCAGAUGAUGACGACGAAGAUGAAGAGGGUGAUAACAUGAAACUGGACGCCAUCUCUAGUUGCGACGAGGAACAAGCCACUUCCGGCCUGGAGAAACGUCAAAAACGAGGCACGCGUCGCGUGGCCAAGCUGAGAAGGAUGGAUUGUCGGUCCCGUAGCCAUAAUCAAGAUAACAGCAGUGAAUUUGACACUGAAGAAGAUACGAAACAAGUUGACAAUGAAUUGAAAAUGUAUCAGAGCCCAUUUACUGAACACAUGAAGGCCAAAAUUCAGGAGUUGCCGCUGCCACUGAUCCUGAAGAGAUAUUUGAAUUACUACAGAGAAUUCUAGGUUUCUACAUACUUGGAAACAUAAGUUCUCGUUUUUGGUCUCUGUAUAAAGGAAAAAUAAGGGGUUUUAAGGAGAAUAGUGAUUGAUUUGAAGUGUUUAUUCUACAGGGUGUACUAGAAUUAAACAAAAUGUUUUUUAUAUGAAAGGAAUUUUUCAUUUAUCAUUUAAUAAGGAAUCUAAAUUUACUGAAACAUAUUUUUUGAACUAGAAUUUUAUAAAUUAUUUUAUUCAGGAAAGUUAUCAUCUAGGAUAAUUUUUAUACAGGGCGAUUCACGGUGAUCGUGUUUGGUUAGGCGUUUUUGGAGAACCAGUGAUAGGAUUUUUUUGAAAAUUCGGGUUUUUACACAAAGGCACCCGCUUCAUCUGUCUAAAUUAUUUUCAGCGUUACAGUGUUGCCGCUUCAUUUCAAAAUUGGUAGUAUCUUUGUUAUUUUAAAUGGAACACCCGGUAUAUUAUUACAUUUUUGGAAACUACUUUGAUAUCUCAUAAUUUUUCUAUUAUACCAACCUUUAUCUAUCUCUACUAGUUUUUGAGAUAAAAAAAA
This is a messenger RNA of Sitophilus oryzae (rice weevil), 2694 nucleotides long. RefSeq lists its product as uncharacterized. Gene Ontology annotation, cellular component: cytoplasm. Gene Ontology annotation, molecular function: protein-L-isoaspartate (D-aspartate) O-methyltransferase activity. Gene Ontology annotation, biological process: protein modification process. The transcript has 10 exons. The coding region runs from base 282 to 2150 and encodes 622 amino acids. Lineage: Eukaryota; Metazoa; Arthropoda; Insecta; Coleoptera; Curculionidae. The record is from RefSeq and is a predicted model, not a curated record.